GAGGGGGCGGGGCGCGGCGCGGGUGUAGGGGCCGUCUCCGACUGGAGUGCGAGUUGCUGCUAGAGGCGCCAGGCUGACUCUGUCUCACGGUGGUGGCCCGGUCUCAGAGAAGCGAGGACGCGGACCGAGCGCUCAGGAGUGGGGAGGAUGCUGGUGGUGGAGGUGGCGAACGGCCGCUCGCUGGUGUGGGGCGCCGAGGCGGUGCAGGCGCUGCGGGAGCGCCUGGGCGUGGGGGGCCGCGCGGUGGGCGCCCUGCCCCGCGGGCCCCGCCAGAACUCGCGCCUGGGCCUCCCGCUGCUGCUUCUGCCCGAAGAGGCGCGGCUCCUGGCCGAGAUCGGCGCCGUGACCCUGGUCAGCGCCCCUCGCCCGGAUCCCAGCCUGCACGGCCAGGCGCUGGCAUCGUUCAGACGCCAGCAAGAGCAGAGCUUCCAGGAGCAAAGCGCGCUGGCGGCCGAGGCCCGUGAGAGCCGGCGUCAGGAGCUCCUGGAGAAGAUCGCAGAGGGCCAGGCUGCCAAGAAGCAGAAGCUGGAGCAGGAUUCCGGAGCCGGCGGGAGCGAGAGCGAGGCCCAGGCCGAGUCCGGAGCUGGCCAGGCCCCCGGGGAGCCGGAGGAAGCAGUGCCCUCCUCUCCUCGAGCAGCGUCAGACGCGGGGGCGCUCUUGCCCAGGUCUGCCCUCCUCGUGCAGCUGGCCACCGCCAGGCCUCGCCCUGUGAAGGCCAGGCCCCUGGACUGGCGCGUGCAGUCCAAAGACUGGCCCCACGCCGGCCGGCCCGCCCACGAGCUGCGCUACAGCAUCUACCGCGACCUGUGGGAGCGCGGCUUCUUCCUCAGCGCAGCCGGCAAGUUCGGUGGCGACUUCCUGGUGUAUCCCGGUGACCCGCUACGUUUCCACGCCCACUACAUCGCCCAGUGCUGGGCUCCCGAGGACCCCAUCCCGCUCCAGGAUCUGAUCUCCGCUGGCCGCCUGGGAACCAGCGUGAGAAAGACGCUGCUGCUGUGCUCCCCGCAGCCCGAUGGUAAGGUGGUGUACACCUCCCUGCAAUGGGCCAGCCUGCAGUGAGGCCAGCCCGGCCCUGCCGGAGCUCCCCGGAUGUCCCAGGCAGAGCAGCUCCAUGGAGGCCGCACCUUCCUACCUCUGUCUAUGGUUAGUUCUGACCCCACGGGCCUGAGCACCGGUCUGCAUAGGCUCCUCCUGUUUGAGGCACUUACUGGUCUCCUGUGCUCAUCCGUGUCCAAACCGUGGGCUUCUUGAGAGUAGGGGCUGAGUUUGAUUUAUCUCUGUUUCCUCCAGGGCUCAGGUCCCAGCAGGUCUCAAUAAACUUGUUGAGUACUUGUCACAUUUGUGAAAA
Chinchilla lanigera (long-tailed chinchilla) is the source of this 1348-nucleotide messenger RNA. RefSeq names its product TSEN34 tRNA splicing endonuclease subunit (gene Tsen34). Gene Ontology annotation, cellular component: tRNA-intron endonuclease complex. Gene Ontology annotation, molecular function: tRNA-intron lyase activity; nucleic acid binding. Lineage: Eukaryota; Metazoa; Chordata; Mammalia; Rodentia; Chinchillidae. The record is from RefSeq and is a predicted model, not a curated record. Gene Ontology annotation, biological process: tRNA splicing, via endonucleolytic cleavage and ligation; tRNA-type intron splice site recognition and cleavage. Bases 148 to 1059 code for a protein of 303 amino acids. The transcript has 5 exons.